Didymodactylos carnosus is the source of this 402-nucleotide messenger RNA. Lineage: Eukaryota; Metazoa; Rotifera; Eurotatoria; Philodinida; Philodinidae. The record is from the annotation of a GenBank genome assembly.
AUGGUGAGCUGUCUAUUAUUUGUCACAAUUGUUUAUUCUCUGCCCCAUGGUGCACCAGAGGAAGCUUGCAAAACCAUGAUACCUCAUCAUAAACAAAAUGUGCCACAACCCGAAACAACAAGUCCAAUAACAAGCUUUAAAGGUGUUUGGAAUAGCGAAAAAACAACAGUUACAGUUCGUAUUGAAUCAAAUGAACCGAUAAAAGGAAUAUUUAUACAAGGACGGAAAUUGAAUACAGAUUUGCCAAUUGGUACAUUUGAAACUGAACCUAGUAUGCAUUUAGUCGAUUGUAAAACGGCAAGAUUAACUCAUAAUAAAAUAUUUAAAGAUAAGAAAUCAUUCGAAUUUAAGUGGGAAAAGCCCGUGGACUUUGGAAAUGCUGACAAAAUACAAUUUUGGUGA